AUGGGCCCGACCGGAUCCCACACGCCCAAUUCCUCGUCCACAUCUCCCUGGCAGGCCCCGACAUCCAUGAUUCUGAAACCAGCACCGCAGUCGUUCUACUCAAUGUCUUUGCUGGGAUUGCCGCGCUGGUCUCUUUAUCUUCCUUCGACCUUCGGAGCCUGGGUUGAAACGGCGGCGGGGGUACUCUUGCUGGCUAUCAUGGAUGAGCUUGACGGUGGCGGCUGGAUCGUACUCCACGGUCAGCCUGGAAUGAUAUGGUUCUUUGAGGAGACCAGCGGGUCGGGCUCCGGGAGUUCCUACUCGAUAUGGGCCACUCCCAUGAGGACACUGUUGUCAUUGGGGAGAGAUAUAUGA
Messenger RNA from Anthostomella pinea, 354 nucleotides. NCBI's taxonomy places the organism in Eukaryota, Fungi, Ascomycota, Sordariomycetes, Xylariales, Xylariaceae. The record is from the annotation of a GenBank genome assembly.